Messenger RNA from Purpureocillium lilacinum, 957 nucleotides. NCBI's taxonomy places the organism in Eukaryota, Fungi, Ascomycota, Sordariomycetes, Hypocreales, Ophiocordycipitaceae. The record is from RefSeq and is a predicted model, not a curated record.
AUGGCGAUUCCAUCAUCGGCCUCAAUAGAGAAGCUGCCUGCUGAGCUUUUACUUCUCAUAACGAAUGAAUUGUCGAACCGUGAACUUAAGAAUUUACGAUUGACAAGCCGUUUUUUCAGCACGGUGUCUUUGCGCAUCCAUCGAGUUUUCCUCUCCCCAAACCCGCGCAAUGUCGACGUCUUCCUCGCCAUCGCGAAUCAUGACGCUUAUCGGUCAAAAGUUGUCGAGAUCAUCUACGAUGACGCACGUCUGCCGCGAUCCGCAGCUGAAGCUGGAAGUGCUUCAGACCCAGGAUACUACCAUGGUUGGGACCUUCCCACGGCCGAAGAGGACAAUUUGACAUGGUUCGCGAAGUGCUGCGAGGAAAACAUCUUCACGCUUAAUGGCCGCAGGGGUCAAGAUGUAGCUCGGCCGGAUCAUACUGCAAGACUGCGCCAAUGUGAUGCAGAGAUGCCGCUCAUCGAGUUAUGGUCCUAUUAUCAGCAACUUGUACGCCAACAAGACGAGAUACUGCAAUCGGGAGCCGACAUAGCUGCUUUGGCCUAUGCUUUAUCGCGCUUUCCUUCAUUACGCAGAGUAACAAUCACACCGGCGGCGCACGGAUUUCUUUUCAAUCCACUUUAUGCGGCACCGAUGAUACGGGAGUUCCCUGUCGGCUUCAACUACCCCAUCCCGCGUGGAUGGCCCACGCCGGAAUAUACCGAAGCAUCCGAGGUUGAGGCUCUACCCUGGGUUGAAGCUGGCCCCAGCAGUGGCUUUGACUUUGCUAAAGAGAGAGCAAAGUGGCGCGGUUUCUCGGAAGUCACUCGUGUUCUCUCAGAGCAGCAGCAAAGUCACAAUGUAGUCGAGCUCAUCGUCGAUGCACAUACGGUACCCACCGGGUUGAACUGCCGUGUUUUCGAGCAAUGGUGUGAAGACUACAGUCAUUUGGUCUCCAUUAUUCGUCGAAGAGCUUGA